AUGUCAGAUUCGAAACUAGUUGAUUUAAAUCAGAAUUUUUUAACACUACUAGCGCAGUUUAAUGACUUAACCGAUUCAUUCUUCUAUUUUUAUAAGCCAGAAAGAGUCAAACUGUUUGAAAAUGGUCAACGUCCAUUGAACUCUUAUAGGGCUAGCUUCUAUGGAGCUCUUAAAGCGCUUUUCAAUUGCAGAGCUUACGAAGUAUCACCCCUGGGAUCAAAUGUUGAUAAUGGUAGGAAUAGGAAACCGACUUAUCGAUUGAUGCCUCGAAGAACCAUCCACAAGAAAAUAUGGGAAGUUGGGUUAAAUAAAAUAAAUGAUACAGUUGGAAGGUUGCUAGAUGUCGAUAAAUUGGGUACCAUGGAUGGUGAUUUACCAAACAUUGAAGAGCAGUUUAUUAUUAACCUUGAUGAGAUGGAGAAUACUAUAACUAUACUUUGCACGGUAUAUGAAAGUGUGAAUAACUGCUACCCAACUAUGAUACCGCAAUAUCCAAAAAUUCGCUCUGUUGAGCAUUUCUUUGCUCAAUACGCGCUGCAUAGAUAUCAGGAACUUUGUGAGAAGUAUGACAGUAACCUAUUUGGUCAGCUCUUAGACUUUUUGGUAUCUCGAAUUCAACGCUGCAUUCUGAUAAAGGACGAACUGUCAUUGUUAGUUGAUGAUAAAGCUAUUGAGCACAAGUUGCUGCCCAUAUACAGCAAGUACAAGGCUGGGAACCUCCCUUUCAUAUAUAAAAAGACAUUAGUGCUUGAGCUUAAAUUGGGUGAUGGAGUUGGACUGUCACAACAAUUUACGAAGAAGUAUUUGGAGGUCAUAAAUUACUACCAGGAUUUUUCUGAUACCAAAUAUAUCAAGAGACUGCGGCGAUUACUAUUUGUUACAAAGAAGGUCUUAUCCAAUGAAUGUAGACAACUUUCAGACUAUCUCUGUCAAGAAAUUUUAAAAGCAACUCUGUUAAACGAAGUGAAUCUAAAACCGCUGUUAAAGACUAAUAUCAAUCAUGCUAAUAUCUCUUCAUUGUGGUUAAUAAUCUAUGGCUGCCUAAGGAAUGGUACGGUAGACAUGUGUCGUGGAGGAUUUUCAGUAGCAUUUGAUGAUGUUUCGGAUAAUAAAUUUUGGUCUAUUAUCAAACAACUACUCGAAACUUGCAUAAAUCGCCCAUAUGAGCAGGAGAUAAAGCUUUUAAUAUGGGACAGCCUCAGAAAAAGAUUUCAUGGUGAUCUACAUUUGGUCGAAUUUCUGGCUAGUACACUGGAUUCAUAUGUGAAGAAGUUCAUGGAACAUGUAAAGUCGUUAGCGUCCCUAAAUACUAAAUGGAUGGAAUCUAAAUUUUAUGAAAAAUCAAUUAAUGAUAUGAAAAGCAUAUUAAAGGUGAUAGAUGCUAUGAAUUUAUUGAGUACAUUUAUUCCAUAUUACUAUGAAAAAUACUGGUUUCGUCGACUAAUUUUGUAUGCGAAUGAGUACAAGAAAUGUGUGGAUGAGAAUGUGGUUCUCAUUGAGCAGGAAAUUAGCGACAUGGCAGGCUCUUCAAUAGUUCUAGCGUUAACUAUGAUGGAUGUGAUUAAUGGUAUAAAAAAAAAUGGUAUUACUCUAGAAAUGAACAAUAUUGAUACUGUUUCUGUUGCGGUUCCUCGUUCCGCCGUUCCAGAAGUUUUCUUAGAAUAUGACGUUAACGUCAAAACGUUACCAAAAAGUUUACAGAGUAUCUGGGAUGAAAUCAAUGUAACGAGGAAUUUUCUUCACUCUGCUUCUGUUGUCCAACCACAGUUUGCUUUACAUCAUUUAGAGAUCGAGACGCCAUUUAUGCUUUCGAACAAUGCUAAGCUAAUUGUCGAUGUUACCAUGGUUCAGGCAUGUAUUCUCGAGCAAUUCAAUGAGGAUGAGGAGAUUAAGAUCGAUGACCUAGCAUCUCUGUACGGAAUAGAUAAGGCAGAAUUGACAGUUGCAAUGGAAUCGUUCGUGGGUGUUGGGAUGGUUAAGAAAGUGGGUAUAGCAUACUCAUUAAACUAUGACUACAACCCUAAUUCUGGCGUCAAUGUUUCAGGUAAGAAACGGAUUCCAUACACUAUUUCUCGACCUACUCAGAAGGAACAUAGCAGAGAUACAAGUUGGAUCAUUGAACUGCUGAGAGCAGCAAUUAUUAGAACAUUGAAAUACGAACAAAAGUUUAUGACUUUUGAUGAACUCCGAGAUCAGGUAUCUACUCAACUUGGAGGUGUCAGCGUUGCUGAGUUCAAGUUAGCCGUCGAUAAAUGUUCGGACUACUAUACAAAAGAGAAGGAUAUGUAUAAAUUUGUAUGGUGA
This is a messenger RNA of Eremothecium sinecaudum, 2304 nucleotides long. It is a transcript of the gene RTT101, whose product is annotated as cullin RTT101. Lineage: Eukaryota; Fungi; Ascomycota; Saccharomycetes; Saccharomycetales; Saccharomycetaceae. The record is from RefSeq and is a predicted model, not a curated record. The transcript has a single exon. Bases 1 to 2304 code for a protein of 767 amino acids.